Ornithorhynchus anatinus (platypus) is the source of this 2759-nucleotide messenger RNA. RefSeq names its product zinc finger and SCAN domain-containing protein 29-like. The record is from RefSeq and is a predicted model, not a curated record. The transcript is spliced from 6 exons. Bases 255 to 2654 code for a protein of 799 amino acids. NCBI's taxonomy places the organism in Eukaryota, Metazoa, Chordata, Mammalia, Monotremata, Ornithorhynchidae.
UUGUCGCGUCCUCCUUGCGACACACACCUAUUUGAAUGCCGUUGUUGUCCAAAGGGGCAGAGACUUUGUGGAGGUGGUGUUGGGGUCCAGAACAGAACAUAAAUAAAGGAGGGGCCACUUGGCUUUGUCUCUUUUUGCCCCAGAGAAAAGUCCAGCUGAAGAUGGAUUGCCAGAAGCAGUCCAAGGACACCAAAUUUUGAAUUGAGGUCCCCAACUGGAGGGAGGCUGCCCCCCCCCUUCCCCUUUAAUGGGGGAUGAUGGCGGAAUCCACCUUAGGAGGAGAGAGCACCGACUCGGAGACCCUCCGCCGGCGCUUCAGGCGGUUCCGCUACGAGGAGGUGGCCGGGCCCCACGAGGCCUUCAGCAAACUCUGGGAACUCUGCUGUUGCUGGCUGAGGCCGGAGAUGCGCACGAAAGAACAGAUCCUGGAGCUGCUGGUGCUGGAGCAGUUCCUGACCGUCUUGCCUGGAAAGAUCCAGACCUGGGUGAAGGACCGGCAUCUGGAGAGUGGAGAGGAGGCCGUGGCUUUGGUCCAGGGUUUGGAGGGGAAACCUGGGAAGCCAAGGCAGUGGGUCACAGUUUGUGUGCACGGGCAGGAAGUUCUCUCAGAGGAGCCAUCGGCCCUGGAGCCAGCUGAAACCCAGCCUAAAGGGAGGCCCCAAGAGGACCGGCCUCGGCGUCCACAAGCGGGACCGUGCCGAGGGCAGCCGAGCCCGAAGGAGGAGCCUCGACAGCUGCUGGAGAACGGAGCAGGAUUUCCCGUCUCUAAUCCCAGUGUGGUUACUAUGCUGGAGCGAGAGGAAGGGACCUGGAUCCCAAAUCUCCAGGGCUGUAAGGAGAGAGCCAUCCACAGGGAGAGCACAAGAGGUUCCUACACAAAUGAGGAGCAAGUCCAAUCUGAUCGGCGACCAGGGAAGAGGGAAAGAAAGCCCCGGGGGGACCAGGAGCUUGGAGGCUUGGAGGAUGAGAUGGUUGCUGGGGUGCACUGGGGCUAUGAGGAAACCAAGACUUUACUUGCAAUUCUCAGAGAGCCCCGCUUUUAUGAGAAGCUCCGGACCUGUCACCGCAACAGCCGGGUGUACGGGGCGGUGGCGGAGCAGCUGCGGGAACACGGCUUCCUCCGAUCCCCGGAGCAGUGUCGGACCAAGUUCAAGAGCCUCCAGUCCAGCUACCGGAAAGAGAGGCGAGGCCAUGUGCCGGAGCCCUGUGCUUUCUACAGAGAGAUGGAAGCCCUGGUGAACUCCCAGGCCCCCGCUGCCUCGGAGGAAGGGGUGCCCCACUGGUCCUUGCAGGGAAGCAAUGCCGAACCUGAAGGGCGGGAGCAGAAGGAGGACACUGAUGAUACCACAGAAGACGCUGAGAGCAACAAAGUGGACACCGGUGAGCUGACCCAGGAACCCAGAAGCCCUGACACUCCAUCUUUCUUCCAAAACCGCACUGGUGUGCACUGGGGGUAUGAGGAAACCAAGACUUUCCUGGCGAUUCUUGGCAAGUCUCAGUUUUAUGAAAAACUGCAGUCCUGUCACCGAAAUAGCAGGGUGUAUGGAGCUGUGGCCGAGCGGCUUAGAGACCACGGCUUUUUCCGCACCCCGGAACAGUGUCGAACUAAGUUCAAAAGCCUCCAGACGAGCUACUGGAAAGAGAGACGAGGCCACAUGCCAAAACCCUGCGCUUUCUAUGAAGAGAUGGAUAAAAUGGGCAUCGAGGAGCCAAUCCCAGAGCCCAAGAGCCCUGCCUUGCCAGACCUAUUCCACAAUCGAAGCGGGGAAAGAGGAGAUGGCCAAAAUAGCCUGUUUUCCUGCCAUUUGUAUGGACUGGGGAAGAAGCAAGGAGCAGAGGAUGGUGGACAAUGGCACUUUUCACGGUCCAGCCCAGUACAUUCAGUCUGCCUGGAAGGUUUUGAAAUUGAGAGUGGUAAUAAGAAGAAUGCAAAGCAGGAAAUUUCUGAGAAAGAAGAAUUGCAUAGGUCACAACCAAGGAGCCCAGAGAGAGAGCAACCUGCUCAGGGAAGGGACUGGGAGAAUGAGCACCCGUCAGGAAAGCAUUUGGAAAACUCUUCCAGAGAGAGACAGGAUAAGCUGAUUGUCCAAGAGAGGGAUUUAGAAAAAACUGUAAAUCACCUGGGACCUUGUGUAAGGGGAAAACCCUAUAAAUGUCUCAAGUGUGGAAAAGCCUUCAGUCAAAACUCCCACCUUAUCACACAUCAGAUAACCCACCGGCUAGAGAAUCCUCAUGAAUGUGACGAAUGUGGGAAAAGCUUCAGUCGGAGUGCUCAUUUAAUUAGACACCGGAGAGUUCACACGGGUGAGAAACCCUACAGAUGCCUUGACUGUGGGAAAAGUUUCCGGGACAGUUCCAACUUUGGUGCCCAUCAAAGAAUACACACGGGGGAGCGACCUUAUAAAUGUGGGGAGUGUGGGAAGAGUUUUAAUCAGAGUUCAAGUCUUGUUGUACACCUGAGGACCCACACAGGAGAAAAACCAUAUAAAUGUAGCGAAUGUGACAAAAGCUUCAAUAACAGCUCCCAGUUUAGUGCUCAUCGGCGAACCCACACAGGAGAGAAGCCCUAUAAAUGUGGAGAGUGUGGGAGAAGCUUUAAUUACAGUUCCCAUUUGAGUACACAUCAGAGGAGUCACACAGGGGAGAAAGCCUAGGAAUGUCUCAGUGGAGAAAGCUCAACCCUUGCUAAACUCUGUAAAAGUCAAAUAAGAGAAAAUGGAGAAGCGGUAUGGUCUAGUAAAAAGAGCACAGACCUAGGA